CUAAGGAAUUAGAAUUUAUUCUCAAUAUGAAAAGUACGGAAUCGGUUUUUUUGUUUGUAAUAAUAAAUUUAUAAAAAAGUUAAAAUAUUUUAAUUUGUAUCGAGUAAGAUUGUAACAUGAAAGACUGCAUUCCAAGAGGUACUUUAUUUUGCUAUUGGAGCAACUUAAAAGAGCAUCCUCAAUGUCUUCAUGGACCACUUUUACUUUUUGGGCGUGAGAUUGAUGGAACAAUUAAUAAAUUUUAUGCUUGCUCGGCAUGUAGAGAUAGAAAGCUUUGUUCAAUUUAUUUUGAAUAUGGGGAGAAGCCACUUGACAAACAGAAAUUAUUUUUUGAACAAGACAGAAAGAAAGCUUUACGGCCAUAUAAUCAUCAAAAAUUAUUUAUUCAAUAUAACAAAUUGAUGAGUGAAAAUCCUCUUAAAAGAACGUACUGUUAUACGUGUGAAAAACUGUUAAUGAUAUCUGAAUUAGAAAAGCAUAAAGAGCAUGAAAUCAAACAAAAUCUUUCGGAUUAUCUCAUGACCCAUCCUUCGGAAAUCUUGAAACCUUUAGAGAAUUCCAAAAAAGAGGCUCAAUAUUUAUUUUCGAAAAAAACAGUUAAAGAUAUCAUAAAUAUCUUAAUUGAUUUAAAUGCUAAGAAUGUUUUGUGCAUCGGAACACCAAGAUUACACGAAUAUAUAACUGAAAAUUUAGAAGGACAGAUGUCUAGUCUUUUAUUGGAUAUUGAUGGGAGAUUUCACAACUUUUUUGGACCAUUAAAUUAUUGUUGGUAUAAUUUGUUUAAUCAUCAUUUUUUUAAUGAAAAUUCAAUGUAUGUUUUCAAAGAAUUUUUAACACAAGAUCAAGGUGAAAAUAUGUAUUUGAUAUGUGAUCCACCUUUUGGGGGUAGAGUUGAACCGAUUUCACAAACAAUUAAGACUAUCAGUGAUUUGCACAAGAAUUUGAAUAAAAUCGAUACAACUGCAAAUGAAUUAAAAAUUAUUUUUAUUUUUCCAUAUUUUAUGGAAGCUAUAAUUAAGGAAAAAUCUAAUCCUCCAAAUAUUUUUGGGGGCUUAAAAGAUUUAAAAAUGGCUGACUACAAAGUAGAAUAUGAUAACCAUCCACUAUUUGUUCCAAAAAUGGAUAAUAAACAGCAAGGAUCUCAAGUACGUAUCUAUACAAAUAUUUCAUUAAAUUUGAUUAAGUUACCAGAAUCUGACGGAUACAAAUAUUGCAAAAAAUGUUUACGAUGGGUAACUAUAGAAAACAAACAUUGUAAAAUUUGUCGUAAUUGCACUUCUAAAAAUGGUAAAAGAUAUAAACACUGUAAGUUAUGUGACCGUUGUGUUAAACCUUCGUGGCAGCAUUGCAAGACAUGCAAUCGAUGUUCAUUACCAAAUCACACAUGUGGACAAAGACCAAACAUAGGUCAUUGUUUUACAUGUAACGAAGCAGGUCAUACGAAACAAGAAUGCUCAAAGAUUUUUAAGAAAUCUGUAAUAAAUGUUUUAAACGAGAAAAGGCAUAGAAAUCAGAUUGAAAGCGAACCUCAUCCAUUAAAAAGCAAAAAGUCGAAAUAUUAAUAUGUAAUUAUAAAAUUAAAAGAAAAGAUAA
This is a messenger RNA of Ceratosolen solmsi marchali, 1593 nucleotides long. Its product is annotated as zinc finger CCHC domain-containing protein 4. Gene Ontology annotation, cellular component: nucleolus; cytoplasm. Lineage: Eukaryota; Metazoa; Arthropoda; Insecta; Hymenoptera; Agaonidae. The coding region runs from base 117 to 1562 and encodes 481 amino acids. Gene Ontology annotation, molecular function: nucleic acid binding; zinc ion binding; rRNA (adenine-N6-)-methyltransferase activity. The transcript has 4 exons. The record is from RefSeq and is a predicted model, not a curated record. Gene Ontology annotation, biological process: rRNA methylation.